CAAAUCCAGAAGAUUCUCCCUCUCUCUCUCUCUUUGGCAUCAACAUCUUCGCCUAAAAAUUCUCACCCUCCUCUUCUUCUUCAGUGCCUCCCCUCCUAUAAUUGAUUUAUUUUCACUGUUUCAAGUUUUUGUUUCCUCCUUUUCCCUUCCCGUCCGAUUCCUAAUGGCCAAAUUCGUGUUCGAGCCAGCUAGCGACGACGAAAUCGACCCUCCGGUAGACGACGAGAAGUCAACAACACACACGCCGUGGGCUUUCUCCUCCUACUCUGCUGAAUCCGUCUCCGAUCAGCACUUGCGCUGCCGUGUCACCACUUCACUUGACCACAAAAUAUCCGAAGCUCUUCAGAGAUACCCUAUCGCUAUCCCUCAAGACAACGACUCUGAUGACGACGAACAUUAUGAUUCUGAAUCCGAAUCCGACAGCCAGGAGGAGGAGGAUGACGGGUUAGAGCACGAUGCGAACCCCUCGUUUUCCUUUUCUGAUCUUCAUCUUUCGAGGCCGUUGCUUCAGGCUUGUAAAGCUUUGGGUUACACUACACCCACUCCUAUUCAGGCUGCUUGUAUACCAUUGGCAUUAACUGGACAAGAUAUAUGUGCUAGUGCUGCCACCGGCUCGGGGAAGACGGCUGCUUUUGUACUUCCAAUAUUGGAGAGAUUGUUAUACAAGCCAAAAUAUAGACCUGCUACUAGGGUUCUUAUUCUUUCCCCCGCGAGAGAGUUAGCUGUUCAGAUACAUAAUAUGAUUACCAAACUCACUAAAUAUGUGACUGGUAUUACAUGUUGUUUGGUGAUUGGCGGCCUGCCAAUGAAGGAUCAAAAGUUAGCCUUGCGCGCAUCUCCGGAUAUUGUUGUUGGCACUCCUGGACGUUUGCGUGAGUACAUUAAAUGUAAAAGGCUGAUUCAUCUUGAUGAGCUUUCAGUUUUAAUUCUUGAUGAAGCUGAUCGGCUCCUGGAUACAGGAUUUGUUGAGGCGGUUCAAUACCUGGUGAAUAUGUGCUCUAAAAGGAAGCAAACCAUGCUAUUUUCAGCAACCAUGACUACAAAUCUUGAUAAGGUUAUCAAUCUCUCUUUAAAUAAGCCGGUGCAUUUGUCAACCAACAAGUCAAGUAACAUGCCCACAUCAUUAACUGCAGAGGUGGUGGAUAUUCGAAAGCAUAAUACAGAUAAAAGAGCAAUUCUUCUUGCAUUAUGCUCCAAGAUCUUUACGUCCAAAGUGAUCAUUUUCAGUGGAACCAAGGCAAUGACUCAUCAAUUGAAGAUUUUAUUUGGGUUAGCUCGCUUUAAAGCAAUGGAGUAUCAUGGAAACCUAACUGAGGCUCAGCGUCUAGAAGCAUUGGAGCUUUUCAAAAAGCGGGAAGUGGAUUUUCUAAUUACAACAGAUCUUGCUGCACGAGGUUUGGAUAUAUCAAGUGUUGAAACAGUCAUCAAUUUUGUGUGCCCACAAAAUAUUGAAAGUUAUAUUCAUAGAGUGGGUCGCACCGCUAGAGCAGGGAGAAAAGGACAUGCUGUCACAUUCGUUGACAGUGAAGAUCGAUCCUACUACAAAAAAAUCAAUAAAUUUGUUAAAAGUGUUUGCUCCGGAAGGGGGCUGACGAAGCGAGUUGUCUCUUCGGAAUCAAUAGAAAGGUGGUCUGAAACAAUUGAGCAAAUGAAAAAGGCCGUAGGAUGGAUUAGGAAAAAAGAACGGGAAGAAUGUUUAAUUAGGAAAAGGAUUAAGGAGAAAAAGAAGAAUGCAGCUGCGGCAGCAAUGGAAGAAGCUAUUGCCAAUAUGAAGUUGAUUAAAGCAAAGGAAAAAGAAGAAAGGAAGAAAGCAAAGAAGGAAGAGAAGAAGAGGAAACAAGCGGAGGAGAAAAAAUUGACGAGGAGGAAACGAAGGAAGUUGGAGGCCAAAAAAGAGAGAGAUUAGAAUUGGGAAUUCCCUUUAAGGUAACAAGUUUGUAUAAUAAUGUUUGUUUCUAUUUUUGUCCCAUUCCUAUAAAUUUGGAAUUUUGAAGCUGCUAAUGUUAAUUAGUUUAGACUAACAGACUUGUUAGAUAUAAUUAAGGGUUGGUUGGUUUGUUUCAA
Andrographis paniculata is the source of this 2064-nucleotide messenger RNA. RefSeq names its product DEAD-box ATP-dependent RNA helicase 28-like. The record is from RefSeq and is a predicted model, not a curated record. The transcript is spliced from 17 exons. Bases 164 to 1906 code for a protein of 580 amino acids. NCBI's taxonomy places the organism in Eukaryota, Viridiplantae, Streptophyta, Magnoliopsida, Lamiales, Acanthaceae. Gene Ontology annotation, molecular function: ATP binding; RNA helicase activity; nucleic acid binding.